UGAAGUCCGACCAGCCAAGCAUAAUGGAAGACAGAUACGAGAGCUGGCUGGCGAGGUACAACCGGACGUACAAAAGUAGAGCUGAGCAAAUGCUGCGGUUCGAGAUUUAUCAAGCCAGUGUCCUGUACGUCGACUUCUUAAAUGGGCCACGGUUACCGUUCGAGCUCACCGACAAUAGAUUCGUGGACAUGACAAACGCGGAGUUCAAAGUGACCUACCUGGGUUUUCACGGGAGGAUGAACCAGAGAACUGAUAAAGGAGGCUAAUGUUACCGAUGACACCGACUUAGACACGCCGGCGAGUUUUGAUUGCAGGAAGGAAGGCGCUGUAACUCUGGUCAAGGAUCAAGGCCAAUGUGGUAUAUAAGAUUAAGUCGCAUGUUCUGCUCCCAAAGAGAAAGUAGUUGGGUUUUUUCCGUGGUGGCGGCCGUCAAAGGCCUCAACAAGAUCAAGACGGGGAAGCUAGUGUCUCUAUCGGAGCAGGAGCUCGUGGACUGCGACGUCAGGAAGCACAACCAAGGCUGCAGCGGCGGAGCCAUGGACACCGCUUUUUCUCUCAUUCUACACAACGGAGGCAUCACUUCCGAGUCCAAUUAUCCUUACCGAGGAUGGGAAGGAUCUUGUGACGAGACCAGGCUUAGGAAUCAUGUGGCCACGAUAAGUGGAUACAGCAAUGUGCCCAUGGACGAGGAGGAGGGAAGAGAGCGAGGGCAGAGAGGAGUGUCUUUGAUUCAAUUGGGAGAAACAUCAGCCGUUUUCGUUGCUGGUUACUAUUUUCACCGCUACUCAAUGGAGACUCUGUUCGCCUCUGUCCACAGUUGCUGUCACCGAAGAGCUCAAGCAGUGGCUGUUUCUUCUCGUUUUGUUGAUUUCGAUCCUUGAAGUCGCUCCAGUGGUUGCCUUAUUCAAGUUCAAUCAAUCACAUGUAAUAAUCCUUUACUAGAUCCAACUGAAUUUGCUUUUGUUUUAGGUGAUUGCGAAUGCAAACAAAACCGAGAAGCCUAGUUGUGGUUCGAUUGAAAAUAUCUCCAAUUGAGGAUCUGUCGUUGACUUGAACCUGUUUUGAUGAUAUUGUGAUAGUUUGGAUGUGAAUCAUUGUU
This is a messenger RNA of Syzygium oleosum, 1099 nucleotides long. Its product is annotated as cysteine endopeptidase RepA-like. The transcript has a single exon. Bases 354 to 881 code for a protein of 175 amino acids. Gene Ontology annotation, molecular function: cysteine-type endopeptidase activity. The record is from RefSeq and is a predicted model, not a curated record. Gene Ontology annotation, cellular component: lysosome. NCBI's taxonomy places the organism in Eukaryota, Viridiplantae, Streptophyta, Magnoliopsida, Myrtales, Myrtaceae.